Morus notabilis is the source of this 2519-nucleotide messenger RNA. Its product is annotated as sulfite reductase [ferredoxin], chloroplastic. Gene Ontology annotation, cellular component: sulfite reductase complex (NADPH); chloroplast stroma. NCBI's taxonomy places the organism in Eukaryota, Viridiplantae, Streptophyta, Magnoliopsida, Rosales, Moraceae. The record is from RefSeq and is a predicted model, not a curated record. Gene Ontology annotation, biological process: sulfate assimilation. Gene Ontology annotation, molecular function: heme binding; 4 iron, 4 sulfur cluster binding; sulfite reductase (ferredoxin) activity. The transcript is spliced from 8 exons. Bases 175 to 2247 code for a protein of 690 amino acids.
CAUCAGCGACCAUCCAUCGUCGUCAUCAUCAUCAUCAUCAUCAUCAUCAUCAUCAUCAUCAUCAUCCAUUACGCCACUUUCUGCUUCACUCACUCAGCUCCUUGACCUUUCAAUCCUAUUUGUUUAGGGUUUUUAUUUCUCGCCUGAAUUCCAAGCUCUGUGUGGGGAUAAUCAAUGGCGACGAUGUCGUUCGGAGCUGCGAACACGGCGGUGUUGAAGGAGCCGAAGAUUCAGAUUGGAGGCUUUCAUGGCCUCAAGUCCGCGAACUCUUUGGCACUCACCACUCGCCCUGUGCAUGUCUUCUGGUCUUCUUCUUCUCCCGCUCGUUCGCUCGUUAGAGCCGUUUCUACGCCGGCGAAACCGGAGACUGUUGCAGAGCGAAAGCGUAGUAAGGUUGAAAUAUUCAAAGAACAAAGUAAUUUCAUAAGAUAUCCUCUUGACGAGGAGAUAUUAACAGAUGCCCCUAACAUAAACGAGGCUGCUACACAAUUGAUCAAGUUCCAUGGGAGUUAUCAACAGUAUAAUAGAGAUGACCGUGGUCCAAAAUCCUACUCAUUUAUGCUUCGCACGAAAAAUCCUUGUGGGAAAGUGUCAAACCAACUUUACUUGACGAUGAAUGAUCUCGCCGAUCAGUUUGGUAUUGGGACGCUUAGGUUAACAACCAGACAGACAUUUCAGCUACAUGGUGUUCUGAAGAAGGACCUCAAAAUGGUAAUGAGUACCAUCAUUAAAAACAUGGGUUCGACUCUUGGUGCCUGCGGUGAUCUCAACAGGAAUGUGCUUGCUCCUGCUGCUCCACUUGUGAGAAAAGAUUAUCUCUUUGCACAGCAAACUGCGGAGAACAUUGCAGCAUUGUUGACUCCUCAGUCUGGUUUCUACUACGACGUGUGGUUGGAUGGAGAACAGGUCAUGACGGCUGAACCUCCUGAAGUUACGAAGGCUCGUAACGAUAAUUCGCACGGGACCAAUUUCCCUGAUUUGCCUGAGCCCAUUUAUGGAACACAGUUCUUGCCCAGGAAAUUCAAAAUUGCAGUUACUGUGCCAACAGACAACUCGGUGGAUCUUCUGACGAAUGACAUUGGUGUUGUUGUUGUGACUGAUGAUGAUGGGGAGCCUCAAGGAUACAAUAUAUAUGUUGGUGGUGGUAUGGGAAGAACACAUAGGUUGGAGACCACUUUUCCCCGUCUUGCAGAACCAUUGGGUUUUGUGCCCAAAGAGGAUAUUUUAUAUGCAGUGAAGGCUAUUGUUGUUACACAAAGAGAAAAUGGGAGAAGAGAUGAUCGUAAAUACAGCAGAAUGAAGUAUUUAAUCAGCUCUUGGGGGAUCAAGAAGUUUAGAAGUGUUGUUGAGCAAUAUUAUGGAAAGAAGUUUGAGCCUACACAUGAGUUACCGGAGUGGGAAUUCAAAAGCUACUUAGGAUGGCAUGAACAGGGUGAUGGCCAUUUAUUUUGUGGACUCCAUGUUGAUAAUGGCCGUAUUGGGGGAAAGAAGAAGAAGGCAUUAAGGGAGGUCAUUGAGAAGUAUGGUUUGAGCGUGCGCCUAACACCAAACCAGAACAUAAUCUUGUGUGAUAUUCGUAAUGCAUGGAAGCGUCCCAUCACUACAACACUUGCACAGGCUGGUCUAUUGACUCCUAGGUAUGUAGAUCCUCUCAAUGUAACUGCAAUGGCAUGCCCAGCCUUGCCGCUUUGCCCAUUGGCAAUAGCUGAAGCAGAGCGAGGAACACCAGACAUUCUUAAGCGUGUUCGAGUUGCGUUUGAGAAGGUUGGUCUGAAGUACAAAGAAUCUGUAGUCAUAAGGGUAACUGGCUGUCCUAAUGGUUGCGCCAGGCCAUACAUGGCUGAACUUGGUCUAGUUGGGGAUGGUCCCAACAGCUAUCAGAUUUGGCUUGGAGGAACACCCAAUCAAACCUCACUAGCAAGAGCCUUCCUGAACAAGGUUAAGAUCCAGGAUCUUGAAAAGGUUUUGGAACCACUGUUUUAUCACUGGAAACGGAAAAGACAAUCUAAUGAAUCAUUCGGCGAUUUCACAAACCGCGUGGGAUUUGAGACUCUUCAAGAAUUGGUUGACAAAUGGGAGGGUCCAGUGGUGGCUGCAUCGCGCCAUAACCUGAAGCUAUUUGCUGACAAGGAGACAUACGAAGCCAUGGAUAAACUAGCAAGACAGCAGAAUAAGAGCGCGCAUCAGCUAGCCAUCGAAGUCGUUCGCAAUUUUGUAGCUUCCCAACCAAACGGGAAAGGUGAAUGAGCAAUUUACAGUCCUAAGAGCUAAGGUGAACGAGGAAUAAUAGCUCCAAUUCUCUCUACAAGCUGUUAUCAUUCAGUAACAGCUAGAAGGGUUUACGUACUAAAUUAGAUAUCGUUUUGUACCGAGGGUUGCCCCUCAUUGUUAAUUAGUUAUUGUUGACCUGGAUUGUAAAAUGUUGAGUUUUGGUGUUUGUAUCCCUACUCAAGAGUUGUUUUAAUCUAUUCCGGAUCUAUCAUUUUUGUAAUCAGAUUUCAGUUUCGGCUGCAUUUUGA